Messenger RNA from Galeopterus variegatus (Sunda flying lemur), 2021 nucleotides. It is a transcript of the gene P4HA3, whose product is annotated as prolyl 4-hydroxylase, alpha polypeptide III. Gene Ontology annotation, molecular function: protein binding; procollagen-proline 4-dioxygenase activity; L-ascorbic acid binding. The transcript is spliced from 12 exons. Bases 218 to 1432 code for a protein of 404 amino acids. The record is from RefSeq and is a predicted model, not a curated record. Lineage: Eukaryota; Metazoa; Chordata; Mammalia; Dermoptera; Cynocephalidae. Gene Ontology annotation, cellular component: endoplasmic reticulum. Gene Ontology annotation, biological process: peptidyl-proline hydroxylation to 4-hydroxy-L-proline.
CUAUGACAAGGUACUUUCUUUACAUGAGGAUUCAGCAACCCCUGUGGCUAACCCUCUCCUUGCAUUUACUCUUAUCAAACGCCUGCAGUCUGACUGGAGGAAUGUGGUGCAUAGUCUGGAGGCCAGUGAGAACAUCCAAGCUCUGAAAGAUGGUUAUGAGAAGGUGGAGCAAGACCUUCCGGCCUUUGAGGACCUUGAGGGAGCUGCAAGGGCCCUGAUGCGGCUGCAGGACGUGUACAUGCUCAAUGUGAAGGGCCUGGCCCGAGGGGUCUUUCAGAGAGUCACUGGCUCUGCCGUGACUGAUCUGUACAGUCCUAGAAGGCUCUUCUCCCUCACAGGAGACGACUGCUUCCAAGUUGGCAAGGUGGCCUAUGACAUGGGGGAUUACUACCAUGCCAUUCCAUGGCUGGAGGAGGCUGUCAGUCUCUUCCGAGGAUCAUAUGGAGAAUGGAAGACAGAGGAUGAGGCAAGUCUAGAAGAUGCCUUGGAUCACUUGGCCUUUGCCUAUUUCCAGGCAGGAAAUGUUUCGUGUGCUCUUAGCCUCUCCCGAGAGUUUCUUCUCUACAGCCCAGAUAAUAAGAGGAUGGCCAGGAAUGUCUUGAAAUAUGAAAGGCUCUUGGCAGAGAGCCCCAACCAGGCGGUAGCUGAGGCUGUCAUCCAGAGACCCAAUGUACCCCACCUGCAGACCCGAGACACCUACGAAGGGUUAUGUCAGACCCUGGGUUCCCAGCCCACUCACUACCAGAUCCCUAGCCUUUACUGCUCUUAUGAGGCCAAUUCCAGCCCCUUCCUGCUGCUUCAGCCCAUCCGGAAGGAGAUCAUCCACCGGGAGCCCUACGUUGCUCUCUACCAUGACUUUGUCAGUGACUCAGAGGCUCAGAAACUUAGAGAGCUUGCGGAACCAUGGCUACAGAGAUCAGUGGUGGCAUCAGGGGAAAAGCAGUUAGAAGUGGAGUACCGCAUCAGCAAAAGUGCCUGGCUGAAGGACACCGUGGACCCAAUGCUGGUGACCCUUGACCACCGCAUUGCUGCCCUCACAGGCCUUGACAUCCACCCUCCCUAUGCAGAGUAUCUCCAGGUGGUGAACUAUGGGAUCGGAGGGCACUAUGAGCCUCACUUUGAUCACGCUACGUCACCAAGCAGCCCCCUAUACAGAAUGAAGUCUGGGAACCGAGUUGCAACUUUUAUGAUCUAUCUGAGUUCAGUGGAAGCUGGAGGAGCCACAGCCUUCAUCUACGCCAACUUUAGUGUGCCUGUGGUUAAGAAUGCAGCACUGUUCUGGUGGAACCUGCAUAGGAGUGGUGAAGGGGAUGGUGACACACUGCAUGCUGGCUGUCCUGUCCUGGUGGGAGAUAAGUGGGUGGCCAACAAGUGGAUACAUGAGUAUGGACAGGAAUUCCGCAGACCCUGCAGCUCCAGCCCUGAAGACUGAAAUGUCGGCAGAGAGACACUGGUGGAGUCCUGUGGAUUUCUGGAGAAGCCAGGAGCCAAGAGCUAGGGUAGGAGAGGAGAAGGGAGAGCAGGAAGAAGGCUUCGUCAGCACUGCCCAUUCCUUGCCAGUGGGAGGCAGGGAAGUGAAGUGGUCUUUACCAGAGGACACCUGAGAAUUUACAUUUGUUUCUGCUCCAGCCAUGAGAGUCAGAGUAGAGUGCACAAUGCAAAGGAGGGGACAGUGGAGGCCUGAGAGAGAAAGUGUCUGGAGCUCACACACUCUCUAUUGGGAACAGGACUUAUUGACAGCCUGUGGGGUUUCAUCACUGGGGCUUUGGCUACUUUGAACAUUGACCACAGGGACCCAGAAGUGGCAGUGGGGUCACCUGCAGGAGGGGCUAGCCCGACUCCCAUGGCUUUAAGCCCUUCUUCCCAUGACUGCCGUGGAAGCCCCAGCAGGGAGUGACUCCAUUUGAGAAGUACCCCUAUAAGUGGUAUAUCGUAUGAUGAUUUUUUUAAAGUAGAAAGCAACUUUCUUUUCAUAAGAUUUUUUAAUACAGCCAUUAAAAAUGUUUACAGAUCAUUUUUUC